AGUUGUUGUUUUGCGAGAUUCAAAUGAAGUGAUGGUGGCAGCAUUAAACUGGUUGACUCCAGACAAGACCCGAUGUUUCUGGCCUCCUUUCAAAUCACAAGAGAAAUGUACAGAAGCUGUUAAGAACAGAAUUGUGCCUUCAACAGCCGGAAAACCAUGGGAGAUGUUAAACAUUCACUUUCGAGGAGAACAUGGUUCUUUGGAAAAGGCUCAGAUGGCAAGAGAUUCAAUAAUACAAACAGACCGCAUCAUAAAAAGACCCAAAUUUGGAAAUCCACAAGGAAUGGGCAGAAAUCUGUUUAAUUCACCAAUAGUAUCACCCACAUCCACAAUGCCAGCUGAUGACAAUGAAGAGAUUCCUCAAAUGCUGAAAGAAAUCAAGAGCAAAGUUAAUGAAAACUCUACCAUGUUAAAGCAACUGUUAAAAAAAGAGAUUCCAGUUUCUGAUCCAGUACCCAGCAGCACAAGCACACGCUCUAAAACUAAAUGCAACCUAAAUCUACCUCUUAAAACCCCUGAAGAUGUGGAGAGAACUGAAAAAGAGCUCCAGGUUGCAAUAAUGCGCCAAAGAUAUAUUAAAUAUCUGUCAGGGCUUGGUGGGUUUGGGCCGAAGGAUGUGAUUAAAAAUAUAAUGCAAAAAGUUCUGACAGAUGAUUUGGCUAUAAAGUUCAACUGGCAGGGGAGAGGUGAUAAAAGAGCCUUCUCUAGUCUUGCUUUAGCAGAUGUAAUAAAAGAGGCUGCUUCUUUCAAACGAAAUAUACCAAGAGAAAACUGUGAAGCUGAAAUAAAGAAGUAUUUGAGUUACACGACAGAACGAAUCAAUCGGAAGAGAAGAGACGCAGGUCCUGGAACUGACAUCCCAGAAAUGGCUUCUUACAGUGCCUCUUAGGUCGACACUUAUUAUUUAGAUGACUGAAUGCUGAAUUCUUUAAUCUUUUUUUUUCAUUAUUUUCUUAAAAGCAACCUGUGUGUGUGUGUGUGUGUGUGUGUGUGUGUGUGUGUGUGUGUGUGUGUGUGUGUGUGUG
Molecule: messenger RNA, 1025 nt
Organism: Misgurnus anguillicaudatus (oriental weatherfish)
Lineage: Eukaryota; Metazoa; Chordata; Actinopteri; Cypriniformes; Cobitidae
Source: RefSeq, a predicted model, not a curated record